Messenger RNA from Exaiptasia diaphana, 975 nucleotides. RefSeq lists its product as uncharacterized. Gene Ontology annotation, biological process: ectoine biosynthetic process. The coding region runs from base 57 to 812 and encodes 251 amino acids. Gene Ontology annotation, molecular function: ectoine synthase activity. Lineage: Eukaryota; Metazoa; Cnidaria; Anthozoa; Actiniaria; Aiptasiidae. The transcript has 2 exons. The record is from RefSeq and is a predicted model, not a curated record.
UCACAGCAUAAUAACCUCCGCCGACACAAACGCAGUCAUUGUAGUGUCUUGMAAUAAUGAAAUCCAGGAUUUUAUCUGAAUUGCCAGAUGAACAACUUGGUCAGACAACUCUGUCAGGAAAGAUUUUAACAUUCCUUGAAGACAAUGUUGGUUUUUUCGAGGCUCAGUUUCUAUUAGAAAAGGACCAAAGUCACGACCUUACACCAGUUUACCAAGACCACAACCAUAUUUAUUACUGUAUUAAUGGAAAAGCUUCAGUGAAAAUUGACCAGGGUGACAAUCAAUUCACGCUUACGGACAACACUCUGCUUGCRCUUUCACCAUCAACCAAAGCCUCAAUCACUGCCUUAGCCUCAACUCGUUUGGUCGUCGUCUCAGUUCCAGGCCUUCCCAACCAGCAGCCGCMACCUUAUUUCUUGAGCCUAGAAAAAAUCUCGGGGACCGAUCGCGAUGUGAAUUUUGGCGCWGGUCAAAGCCGAAGGUUUCUCAAACAAAGUGACGGCUUCAACAUCUCAGUGCACAACACUGUACCCGMCCUUAAAACAAAAGUCAACUUGGAAUACAAAAAUCAUUUUGAAGCAAAUCUUCUGUGUAAGGGUCGCGUGCAAUACUGGUGGAACAACGAGACAGAGACUGCGGUAUUUGAUGAAAAGGAUUCUGUCACUGGUGAUGGUAUAAUGAUCUUACUGGACAAACAUGACAAUCAUCACAACGAAGUACUUCAAGAAGACAGCCAUAGCAUUUGUGUGUUCUACCCUCCUCUGAAAGGUGACGAGAAGCAUAAUUUCUCAGGCUCCGGGUCAAGUUAUUGAUUCAACCACGCCCGCCCCACWWUGCAAUUUGGGAUUUCAUCAUAUGUUGUUAAAGGCCAUAACCACACAAUCCCUAAGCCAUGGAGUAGAAUUUUAAUUUUAAAAACUAGAAAUACAUGUUAAUUGAUAUUACUUUUAAUAAAGGUUGGAAACUGAAAGCCUA